CCUUGCAUGGAAGAAAGGCGGAUUGGGUCCAAUCUUCUUUACUCACCCCUUUCAUCAAAAAGAUAUAAAGAGAGGUGAAAUCGCUGUAAGCUAUUCUCACUUCCUCAAACAUCAAAAUGACUGACGCUAUCAAAGCAACUUUCAUCGCAAAAGCAGAAAAGAAUGAGCCAGUCUUUGUGACUUUUGUCACUGCUGGUUAUCCAACAAAACAUGAUACAGUCGACAUUCUGUUAGGAUUGGAAGCUGGUGGUGCGGAUAUUAUCGAAUUGGGUGUUCCCUUCAGUGACCCUCAAGCCGAUGGUCCAGCAAUUCAAGAAUCAAAUCAAGUGGCUCUCAUGCAAGGAGUUGAUUAUACAACAUGCUUGCGAUACGUUUCAGAAGCUCGUAAUCGUGGUCUAAAAGCACCAGUCUUAUUGAUGGGUUACUAUAACCCUCUUUUGGCAUACGGUGAAGAGAAAGCAGUAAGCUCUGCAAAAUCAGCAGGAGCAAAUGGAUUCAUCGUCGUUGAUCUGCCACCAGAAGAAGCAGUCGAUUUCCGUCAACAAUGCACGAGUCAAGGUAUGUCUUACAUUCCUUUGAUCGCUCCUUCCACUUCUGCAAAACGUAUUCAGCAUCUGGCAAACUUGGCCGAUUCAUUCAUCUACGUUGUCUCGAAGAUGGGAACUACCGGUGCUUCUACCACCGUUUCAUCAUCUUUGCCCGAUUUGUUAUCUCGCAUUCGUUCAGUAACUUCUGUACCGCUUGCAGUCGGUUUCGGUGUUUCAACUCGCGAGCAUUUCAUCGAAGUAGGAGAACAUGCAGAUGGUGUGGUGAUCGGAAGUAAGUUGGUACAAGUGAUUAAACAAGCAGGUGACUCUACGCAAGCAAGAGUCCAAGCUGCUCAAGAGUAUUGCGAUCAAAUCACAAACAAGAGUAAAGGUUAUCUACCCCGUGCCAAAGCUUUGGCUAAGGCAAAGGCUAACGGAACCAAUGGCAUCAAUGGUCAUAAUGGAGAGAUCAACAUCAAAGAUGCUGUUUCAAUUCCCGACAGCGUUGCUGUACCGAAAGUGGACGGCGUGGUUACGGAUGAGAACAGGACACCGAUUCCUGGAUUGGACAUGACUGUCGAUGCAGAAGGUGUCCUUCGCCCGCCAAGAUUCGGUAAAUUUGGUGGUCAAUAUGUUCCUGAGGCAUUGUACGAUUGCCAUGUGGAAUUGGAAAAGGCAUACUUGGACGCUAUUCGAGACCCAUCUUUCUGGAAAGAAUUCCAAAGUCAUUACGAAUACAUCGGCCGUCCAUCUGAAUUAUACUUAGCAGAAAGGUUAACCGAGAAAGCAGGCGGUGCACGUAUCUGGUUGAAACGUGAAGAUUUGAAUCACACCGGAAGUCACAAGAUCAAUAAUGCAAUCGGACAAAUCCUGUUGGCCAAACGGUUGGGUAAAACAAGAAUUAUCGCUGAAACAGGAGCAGGACAACACGGUGUAGCAACUGCUACCGCAUGUGCUAAAUUUGGUCUAGAGUGUGUUGUGUAUAUGGGAUCAGAAGAUGUACGAAGACAAAGCUUGAAUGCUUUCCGAAUGAAGAUGUUGGGAGCAAAGGUUGUCGCAGUAGAAAGUGGAAGCAAAACUUUGAAAGAUGCAAUCAAUGAAGCAAACAGAGAUUGGGUAACAAACCUGCACAAUACCCAUUACCUCGUCGGAAGUGCAAUCGGACCACAUCCUUUCCCAAGUAUCGUAAGAGAUUUCCAAUCAAUCAUCGGAAGAGAAGCAAAACAACAAUUGCAGGAAAAGAAGGGUAAAUUGCCCGAAGCUGUGAUUGCAUGUGUUGGAGGUGGUAGUAAUGCAAUCGGAACCUUCCACGAAUUCGUCAAGGAUGAAUCUGUUCGAUUAAUCGGUGUUGAAGCAGGAGGUGAUGGUAUCGAAACAGAUAGACAUAGUGCAACAUUGGCAAAAGGGACACCAGGAGUGUUGCACGGUGUUCGAACAUACUUGCUUCAAGCGAAAGAUGGUCAAAUUACAGAAACCCAUUCGAUUUCAGCCGGUUUAGAUUAUCCAGGUGUUGGACCUGAGCAUGCAUUCUUGAAGGAUGCCGGUAGAGCAGAAUACGUUGCUGCAACGGAUGAGCAAGCGUUACGUGCAUUCAGGAUGUUAACAGAAACAGAAGGUAUAAUUCCUGCUUUGGAAACUUCUCAUGCAAUCUGGGAAGCAAUUCAAAGAGCCGGUACGAUGUCGAAAGAUGAAGACAUUAUCGUUUGCUGUUCUGGACGUGGAGACAAGGAUGUCGAGCAGAUUUCUCAUGCCAUUCAAACCGGUGGCUGGGGUGAAAAGUUGGACUGGAACAUUGCUUAGAGGCAUUUCCAUGCUAUUUUAUAUGUAGAGUCAUCUUGCUUUCCUAAUAGGUGAAUCUUUCCUCCGAACACCCUAGAUGAUCCUGAGCGAGAAUUUUAAUUUCAGAUAGGAUAUGUAGUACCAGCUAUACAUAAGGGUCGAGGGAUUCU
This is a messenger RNA of Meira miltonrushii, 2476 nucleotides long. Its product is annotated as putative tryptophan synthase. Gene Ontology annotation, cellular component: cytoplasm. The record is from RefSeq and is a predicted model, not a curated record. Bases 117 to 2327 code for a protein of 736 amino acids. Gene Ontology annotation, biological process: L-tryptophan biosynthetic process. Lineage: Eukaryota; Fungi; Basidiomycota; Exobasidiomycetes; Exobasidiales; Brachybasidiaceae. The transcript has a single exon. Gene Ontology annotation, molecular function: tryptophan synthase activity.